AUGCUGCGUUGGAGACUCUUUUCGAAGCAACGAGUGGUAACAGCAACAUGCCGUGUUCAGCUUAACCACGCCAUUCAGCCUUCGAAACGAGUAUCUACAAGACGACAUUUCCAUUGUAGCCGAUUUGUACGAGAAAACGAGCCCGAUCGAGCCGAUCGUCUUUUCAAACAGUUGAUCAGUGAACAGCAUAAUGACCAAGCCAGCGAUUUUAUCCAAUCGAUUGAAGCGAUUCGUCCAAGGAGCAAGAAGCAGCAUGUUUUAACCAACGAGAGAUACGACAACCUUGUCAAGCAGCUCAACGAGGGGUUCACAGUACCGCAAUUGCGAGAGUAUCUGCAGACACAACAACAUCGCGUAUCCAAGCAACAUCGAAAGCAGCAAAUCAUUGAUAUGAUCAUACGCCAUGUGUGGGGAUUUGAGAGCCGAGAAAUGGUGCGUCAGCAGGCGAUCAAAAAGAAAAUGGAUAGCAGGCAACGCCAUUGCAAAACCAAUCGACAAGAGCUCUUUUUCAUCAUCGGUGAGGAUGGCGAUACGCUAAGAGCUAUUGAGGAAAAGCACAAUGUCCAGAUUACCGUGUUGGCCGACAUGAACCAGUACAUGAUCGAAGGAUACAGCCGAUCGGUGGAUGCUGCACGCAUGGAAAUCAAAGAAUACCUAUCUUCCAUUGUAAACGACCAUAUCAACAUGCCGCCAUUGAAAGAAGGUGUCGUUAUCGAUGAGGUGCUCAAUGCUAUCAAGCCGUUUCUUCCACACAUCUCCAAAGAAACCAAGGCGUUUAUCACCGUCCAAGAGGAUAAGCUCACAUUGGCAGCACGUUCAAACAACGACAUUGAUCAUGCAAAAUGGUUGCUGGCCAAAACCUUAGCGGAUCUCGACCUGACAACGACUCAAUCAUUGGAUGCAGCAGAUGAUCUCUAUAUACAACUUUCGAAUGAAUCGGACAAGCCGACUCUAUCCUUUACGCCUAUACACGAUGCUAAGGCCAUGCCUGUCACUGUCAAAUAUUCUGGUUGGAGUAGAAUUAACUUGGGACGCGAUGAAAAGUCUAUUGCAAAAGGAUUAUACCAUUUGGAAAGUGAAAAGAAGGACGAUUGGGUGAAUGAUUCAGCUAUUAGACGUCUCAUGAUGCAAAGUUUACCAGAGACGGUGCAUGCUAAUAUCAGCUUGGAAGCAAGAUUUGGCAAUGUACUUUUUGAAAACCCAGCAGAAGCAAGCAUGCGGUUCCUGACACCUCCUUUGCAUCACCAUUUCAGUACCCAAAAGCUGCAUGAUUACAUUUCCACAUCCAAUCGAAGGCACAUCUUUUUCCAAAGUCAACCGCCGCCAACGAUUACACGAUCUUUUCUUCCAGUCAUAAGUGCUGGUUCCUCCCCUUAUCGACGACGUGUGAUCUUGGAAUAUGUCAGCAAGAACUUACUUCCCAACUUUGGUGGGCAGGCAUCUUCUUCUUUACCAAGUGACCAAUUGAAACGCUUGCAGAUUGAAUUCAUUAUCCAGGAUGAUGGUGAUCUUGAGCUGGAGCGUGUCAUGGGCGAAUACAAUCGAUCCACCAUCGAUAUUAUUGGAUUGGAAAAGAAUGUGGAUCUACGAUUAUUAGCCAAACAAUAUGUGCUAUUUGCCGGUAGUGGACAAGCCGUUCCUGCUCAUUUGGUACAAAAAGACAUGCCAGCAGAAUUACAAGAGGCUGUGGAUCAAUGUGAACUUACUGGAUACACCGACUUUGAUUGCCUACCAUCAUUGAAGUUUGACGACAUGGGCACCAUGGAUCUUUUAGAAGUAUCAUUUAGAGAUGAAGCACGAUACAAAGGCGACAGUGAAAGCGAGGAUGUUAUGCUCACAAUCAGUGAUGUGGAUACCCAAAAGGCACAAACAAGGCACACCGAGCUGAUGAUCACUCCGAUCACCCACGAUCCAAUGGGUUCCUGGAAAGUGCCCGAGAAUGGACUUGAGUCUUGGUUACCAUUCAGGAGAAAUGUACGAGAAUUGAGCAAACGAUGGAAGUUUAUAAAUCUGGGUCAAUAG
Messenger RNA from Lichtheimia ornata, 2022 nucleotides. RefSeq lists its product as uncharacterized. NCBI's taxonomy places the organism in Eukaryota, Fungi, Mucoromycota, Mucoromycetes, Mucorales, Lichtheimiaceae. The record is from RefSeq and is a predicted model, not a curated record. Bases 1 to 2022 code for a protein of 673 amino acids. The transcript has 9 exons. Gene Ontology annotation, molecular function: RNA binding.